AUGGUGACAAAGCUAAGUCCCCCAGGACUUAAGAACGCCACAAUUUUCCACCUCUACAAGCGCAAAUGGAAUCGCCAAGUUUGUGACGAUCAUCAUGGAAGUUCGCUGCUAAACAUAGUUGGCAAAGCCUUCCCUCGGGUUCUCCUAUACAGUCUCAACAACCACCUGGAUCAAGGACUCCUGUCGGAAAGCCAAUAUGGUUUUCGCCGUCAUCGCGGCACCACCUACAUGAUCGUCGCUGCUCGUCAAUUGCAGGAGAAGUGCCAGGAGAUGCGCACCUACCUGUACAGAUCUAUCGUGGAUCUAACGAAAGCCUUUGACACGGUGAAUCACGCUGAACUUUGA
Molecule: messenger RNA, 345 nt
Organism: Dibothriocephalus latus
Lineage: Eukaryota; Metazoa; Platyhelminthes; Cestoda; Diphyllobothriidea; Diphyllobothriidae
Source: the annotation of a GenBank genome assembly